Messenger RNA from Rhizophagus irregularis DAOM 181602=DAOM 197198, 342 nucleotides. RefSeq lists its product as uncharacterized. NCBI's taxonomy places the organism in Eukaryota, Fungi, Glomeromycota, Glomeromycetes, Glomerales, Glomeraceae. The record is from RefSeq and is a predicted model, not a curated record.
AUGAAGUUUUUCGCCUUAAUAAUUUCAAUCAUCUUUAGUCUAGCUUUUCUAUCGCUCACUGAAGGCUAUUUAAUAUGGAUUCAAAACAAGUUGGUUAGAGGCACAGUGUCUAUAUCUACUGCCCUCAAACGAAGAGAUGGCGGCGUAAUUGAUGAGCAAACGGCAUCUGCUCAUAAAGGCUACCAUUUGAAUGUACCUAAUAAUUAUCCGCAGUAUUACCUUUCUUUUGACGUUUUAGGCACCCAACAACAACUUAAAGAACGCGGACCGAUCAAUAAUACUCAGGAUUACUGUUGGCACUAUCAUGGAAAUUCUUUAAAAUGGAACGUAUACCCUUGUUGA